Messenger RNA from Cydia strobilella, 831 nucleotides. RefSeq lists its product as uncharacterized. NCBI's taxonomy places the organism in Eukaryota, Metazoa, Arthropoda, Insecta, Lepidoptera, Tortricidae. The record is from RefSeq and is a predicted model, not a curated record. The transcript is spliced from 3 exons. The coding region runs from base 1 to 831 and encodes 276 amino acids.
AUGGCCGAGGCGAAGCCGAGGUCGACAAACAUGUCAUCUGAGCCGACACAGGCCGAGCCAGAGUGCCUUCUUGGUGAUUUUGUUCCGAACCAUUUGGGCUGGGACCACAUAACUAGGGAACAAAUAAUAGAAAAAAAUCUAGCUAUAGCUAAUCAUUUAUACGGAGACAUAGGUACUAAAGCAGUGCUUAUUUUUGAUGGAACAUAUAUUUAUGUACAAAAAAGCGGAAACUUCUUGUUUCAAAAAAAAACAUACAGUCCACAUAAAUUCCGGAACUUAAUUAAACCGUAUCUGGUGAACAUUAAUUUCUAUUUCCUCCAAUUCAUGGUUUGGACACCAUUAAGCACCGAAGACGCCAACAAAUCCCGUCUAGUCACUAUUGUCAGGUGGGUUGUUGAGGUGAUAAACGGCCGGCUCAAAAGAUACUUCAAACUACUCAGACAGGUAUACUGUAAUAGAGCCCUGUCAGAUACCUUCAAUGACGUACGUAUUGCAGCAGCGCUCACAAACGUUUUCAAAGAGCCUUUAGGUGAUUCACCUUAUGCCAAUCAGAUUAUAGAAAUUAUAAAUGAAAGACGGGAAAUACCUAACUUGCUAGGAAAUUAUGUUGUUCAACACAAUAUAAAUAGACAAAGAGCAGCGUUUAGAAAUAUGACAGACGCAGAGGUCGUCGAAGUAACUAGAUUUCCCAGGCUCACUAUUGACGAAUUAGUCCUCAUAGCGCUGGGCACGUACCAAAUUAAGCUCGCGCGCUCAUACCUAAGCGAACAGGUUCGGAAUGGGGUGUACCAAAUUGAGAUUUGCGAAACUGCCAUUCCGAGCCUGGCAUAA